Messenger RNA from Tachyglossus aculeatus (Australian echidna), 3962 nucleotides. RefSeq names its product potassium voltage-gated channel subfamily H member 2 (gene KCNH2). The coding region runs from base 51 to 3500 and encodes 1149 amino acids. NCBI's taxonomy places the organism in Eukaryota, Metazoa, Chordata, Mammalia, Monotremata, Tachyglossidae. The transcript is spliced from 15 exons. Gene Ontology annotation, biological process: membrane repolarization during action potential; regulation of ventricular cardiac muscle cell membrane repolarization; potassium ion transmembrane transport. The record is from RefSeq and is a predicted model, not a curated record. Gene Ontology annotation, cellular component: membrane. Gene Ontology annotation, molecular function: inward rectifier potassium channel activity.
GUCCGGUCCGGCCCGGAUCGGUCCGGUCCGGCCCGCCCCAUGGGCUCAGGAUGCCGGUCCGGAGGGGACACGUCGCGCCGCAGAACACUUUCCUGGACACCAUCAUCCGCAAGUUUGAGGGCCAGAGCCGCAAGUUUAUCAUCGCCAACGCGCGGGUGGAGAACUGUGCGGUCAUCUACUGCAACGAUGGCUUCUGUGAGCUGUGUGGCUACUCGAGGGCCGAGGUGAUGCAGCGCCCCUGCACCUGCGACUUCCUGCAUGGGCCCCGCACCCAGCGCCGGGCCGCUGCCCAGAUCGCCCAGGCGCUGCUCGGGGCCGAUGAGCGCAAGGUGGAAAUCGCCUUCUACCGCAAGGAUGGGAGCUGCUUCCUGUGCCUGGUGGACGUGGUGCCUGUGAAGAACGAGGAUGGGGUGGUCAUCAUGUUCAUCCUCAACUUCGAGGUGGUGAUGGGCACUGAGCUGGUGGGUUCCCCCCCGGCCAGGGACACCAACCACCGAGGGCCCCCCUCUGGCUGGCUGCCUCCAGGCCGUGGCCGGACCUUCCGCCUGAAGCUGCCCGCCCUGCUGGCCCUGACGGCACGGGAACCACCUCACCGGGCCGGGGACGCAGGGGUCCCGGGGGGUCCCGGGGCCGUGGUGGUGGAUGUGGACCUGACCCCGGCGGCCCCCAGCAGCGAGUCGCUGGCCCUGGACGAGGUGACAUCCUCACUGGACAACCACGUGGCCGGGCUGGGGCGGGCACUGGUGGGCCCCGGCUCCCCGGUCACCGGGCCGCCGCUGACCCACUCCUCCCCCCGCGCCCAGCGGCUCCACGCCGACGCCUCUGGCUCCAGCUGCAGCCUGGCCCGGACCCGCUCGCGGGAGAGCUGUGCCAGCGUCCGCCGCGCCUCCUCCGCCGACGACAUCGAAGCCAUGAGGACCGGGGCGCUGCCGCCCCCGCCCCGCCACGCCAGCACCGGGGCCAUGCACCCCCUACGCAGUAGCCUUCUGAACUCCACGUCGGACUCGGACCUGGUUCGCUACCGCACCAUCAGCAAAAUUCCUCAGAUCACGCUCAACUUCGUGGACUUCAAGGGCGAUCCCUUCCUGGCCUCGCCCACCAGCGACCGCGAGAUCAUCGCACCCAAGAUCAAGGAGCGGACUCACAAUGUCACCGAGAAAGUCACCCAGGUCCUGUCCCUGGGGGCCGACGUCCUGCCCGAGUACAAACUGCAGGCCCCCCGCAUCCACCGCUGGACCAUCCUGCACUACAGCCCCUUCAAGGCCGUGUGGGAUUGGCUCAUCCUGCUGCUGGUCAUCUACACGGCCGUCUUCACGCCCUACUCAGCCGCCUUCCUGCUGAAAGAGAGCGAGGAGGGGGUGUCCCCACCCCCCGACUGCGGCUACGCCUGCCAGCCCCUGACCGUGGUGGACCUGAUCGUGGACAUCAUGUUCAUCGUGGACAUCCUCAUCAACUUCCGCACCACCUACGUCAACGCCAACGAGGAGGUGGUCAGCCACCCUGGCCGCAUCGCCGUCCACUACUUCAAGGGCUGGUUCCUCAUCGACAUGGUGGCCGCCAUCCCCUUCGACCUGCUCAUCUUUGGCUCCGGCUCUGAGGAGUUGAUCGGGCUGCUGAAGACGGCGCGGCUCCUGCGGCUAGUGCGGGUGGCCCGGAAGCUGGACCGCUACUCCGAGUACGGGGCGGCCGUGCUCUUCCUGCUCAUGUGCACUUUCGCGCUGAUCGCCCACUGGCUGGCCUGCAUCUGGUACGCCAUCGGCAACAUGGAGCAGCCGCUGAUGGACUCGCGCAUCGGUUGGCUUCACAACCUGGGCGAGCAGAUCGGCAAACCCUACAACGGCACCAGCGCCGGCCCCUCCAUCAAGGACAAGUAUGUCACCGCCCUCUACUUCACCUUCAGCAGCCUGACCAGCGUCGGCUUCGGCAAUGUGUCCCCCAACACCAACUCCGAGAAGAUCUUCUCCAUCUGCGUCAUGCUCAUUGGCUCCCUGAUGUACGCCAGCAUCUUCGGGAACGUGUCGGCCAUCAUCCAGCGCCUGUACUCGGGCACAGCCCGCUACCACACGCAGAUGCUGCGCGUGCGAGAGUUCAUCCGUUUCCACCAGAUCCCCAACCCCCUGCGGCAGCGGCUCGAGGAGUACUUCCAGCACGCCUGGUCCUACACCAACGGCAUCGACAUGAACGCCGUGCUGAAGGGGUUCCCCGAGUGCCUGCAGGCUGACAUCUGCCUGCACCUCAACCGCUCACUGCUGCAGCACUGCAAACCCUUCCGCGGGGCCACCAAGGGCUGCCUGCGGGCGCUGGCCAUGAAGUUCAAGACCACCCACGCGCCCCCCGGGGACACCCUGGUCCAUGCCGGGGACCUGCUCACCGCCCUCUACUUCAUCUCCCGCGGCUCCAUCGAGAUCCUGCGCGGGGAUGUGGUGGUCGCCAUACUGGGGAAGAACGACAUCUUUGGGGAGCCCCUGAACCUGUACGCGCGGCCGGGCAAGUCCAACGGGGAUGUGAGGGCGCUGACCUACUGUGACCUGCACAAGAUCCAGCGCGACGACCUGCUGGAGGUGCUGGACAUGUACCCGGAGUUCUCCGACCACUUCUGGUCCAGCCUGGAGAUCACCUUCAACCUGCGCGACACCAACAUGAUCCCCGGCUCCCCCAGCAGCGCCGAGCUGGACACCGGCUUCAACCGUCUGCGUAGGCGCAAACUGUCCUUCCGCCGCCGCACGGACAGGGACACGGAUCCCCCAGGGGAGGUGUCGUCCACGGGCCCCGGUGGCCGCGCUGCUAAUGGGGGGCCCUGGGGGGAGAGCCCCUCCAGCGGCCCAUCCAGCCCCGUGAGCAGCGACGAGGAUGAAGAAAGGGGUCCAGGCUCCAGUCCUCUGCGCCUGGUACCCUUCCCCUCCCCCCGCCCCCCGGGAGGCCUGCUGAGCCGAGAACCCGUCACGGACGAUGGCGAGAAGGGCAGUGACACCUGUAACCCCCUGUCAGGUGCCUUCUCCGGAGUGACCAACAUCUUCAGCUUCUGGGGGGAAAGCCGGGGUCGCCAGUACCAGGAGCUGCCCCGCUGCCCGGCCCCGACUCCGGCCCCCACCCCCGGACUCCUGAACAUCCCACUGCCCAGCCCGACCCGCCGGCCCCGCAGCGAGAUCGAGGGCCGCCUGGACACCCUUCAGAGGCAGCUCAACAGGCUGGAGACGCGGCUGAGCACGGACAUGGCAGCCAUCCUGCAGCUGCUGCACCGACAGAUGAGCCUGGUCCCCCCGGCCUACAGCUCCGUGACGCCCCCGGCGCCCGGACCCCCCGCAGCCUCGCCCCCCGACCCCACUCUCCCCCUGGACUCGCUCUCUCAGGUUUCCCAGUUCCUGGGGUGCGAGGAGCUCCCCGCUGGGACCCCGGAGCCCCCCCAGGACGGCCCCGCCCGACGCCUCUCCCUGCCUGGCCAGCUGGGGAUCCUGACCUCGCAGCCCCUGUACAGACAUGGCUCCGACCCGGGCAGUUAGUGGAAAGGCGGCGGUGGCGUGGAAAAACGGCUCGGCGAGGCCUGCCUGCCCCUCGGGGGUCCAGGGCCCACCCUGUGGGGGGGUAGAGGGAGAAGGAAGCGGUGGUUCCGGCCCCCUGCCCCUCGGCUCGCUCCCUUCCUCGCUGGACCCCCGGGGUGGGUGCAGGGGGCUGGAGGACCUGCUGGUGGUGGUGAUGAUGCGGGGAGGGGGAUGGCAUCGGGUCUGGGGAUUCCCCCCCCCCUCCCCCCCGGCUGCCCUGGGGGCAUUAGCUGGCCUAAAUGCCCGGGAAGGGCCCCGGCCCAGGGGUCCGAGGGACCUCAAGGACUUGAAGACUAUUCUGCUAUUUACUGCUCUUAUCGUUAAGGAUAAUAAUUAAGGAUCAUUAUGAAUAAUUAAUGAAGAUGCCGAUGAAUAUGAAUAAUAAAUAAUUAUCCUGAAGAGAGUCCCCCGGAAACCUCAAGA